CAUGCUCGUGUCUACAUGUGGUAUGUUGUGUCGAGGACUUUGUUUCCUGACUCCACUGGCAAGAACGCUCCAUGGAUGUGGCUGAAGGCGUUGAUCGUCUUCGAUAGCAAAUGGAGCUGGGGUUCAGCGACUCUUGCCUACUUGUACCGACAGCUGGACGAUGCGUGUUGCAGGAUCACAGAUAGUGCAGGCAUUGGUGGUAAUAUGCUUCUACUUUCUGUAUGGAGCUGGGAGCGUCUGCCUGUUGGACGCCCGAAGAGCGUCAGGUUUAAUCCUUGGUAUGAAGAUGAAGAUGACGAAUUACGGCGCCCCACUUGGGCUUACAAGUGGGAUGUGGUUUCCGAGAUGACGAACGAUGUCAAUCUCAUGUACCAGAAGUACGUUGCCGAGUUGGACACGAUUACGCCUGAGCAGGUGGAAUGGCAGCCAUAUGGCGCCGAUGACAGACUUGGGUACACCCCGGAGUUUACCAUCAACCCGAUGUGCUUGCGGGAUAGGGAUCUCUGGCGUAUGCGGUGCCCACUGAUAUGCAACUGGGCUAUUGAGUUUCAUUUGCCACAUCGCGUGUCUCGUCAGUUUGGUCUGUUCCAGCCUCACCCGCCGGAAUGGGUGGAUACGGACAAAGCACUUCAUAGGUUGGACAGGAGAAGGCAGCGGAAGAUAAAGGACUGGGACAAGCAUCAUGCUUCGUAUGUUACCCGCUUCCAGCUUUGUGUGGAGGAAGCUCGUAGCAGUGCACGCGCCAAGCUUCGUGAGCAUUGUCCACUUGCUUUUGAUAACUACAUACGAUGGCUUCUUGAAAAUACUCGAGUUGAGAUAUGCCCGCCGGCAUAUAGUGAGGAUAUUCUUGAAGAACCCGUAAACUUUGAGGAUCUAUCAAAGGGGAAGUACAACAGAGAUGUCAGGGUAGGGCACGGAGUCCCUGCUGUUCUGCGCACCGAGAUCAAGAAAGCAGCUGAUGAGAGCCAGUCUAUUCUGGAGGAAACACCGGUUGGAGAAGGCAAUGAUGAUGGUCCACUACGAGCAUUCCUCAAGUUUCAUAUCUUCCACACUUGUUCAUGUUACAGCGUCAGGCCAGGAAGUUAA
This is a messenger RNA of Triticum urartu, 1086 nucleotides long. The record is from RefSeq and is a predicted model, not a curated record. NCBI's taxonomy places the organism in Eukaryota, Viridiplantae, Streptophyta, Magnoliopsida, Poales, Poaceae.